This is a messenger RNA of Micropterus salmoides (largemouth bass), 2787 nucleotides long. RefSeq names its product SAM pointed domain-containing Ets transcription factor. Gene Ontology annotation, biological process: cell differentiation; regulation of transcription by RNA polymerase II. Lineage: Eukaryota; Metazoa; Chordata; Actinopteri; Centrarchiformes; Centrarchidae. The record is from RefSeq and is a predicted model, not a curated record. Gene Ontology annotation, molecular function: sequence-specific DNA binding; DNA-binding transcription factor activity, RNA polymerase II-specific. Gene Ontology annotation, cellular component: nucleus.
AGUAAUGUCAAAUCCAAUGGGUAGCUUAUCAGAAGGCACAGUGUAUGGAUCCCGGAUUGGGAUGACAGAGGACUCCCUCGCCCUGGAGAGAAACAGGGGCUCUGGAGAACCCUGGGAAUUGGGGGAGAUGAAAUCAAGCGUGGAAGCCCUGGAGCGUGGCAUACCAGGCCUCUACCUCUCCUGCUUCGACAUGCUCCUCACUGAGGACGCCACCUGGCUGGUGAAGGUUUCAGAGGCCUCCCCAGCGCUGGCUGUACCCAUGACUCGCAUGGAGUCCCAGGAGGAACCAGAGCAGUGCCCCGUCAUUGAUAGCCAGGAACAGGGACUCUCUCCUGGGAUGGCGGGGCAGGAGGAAGAGCGGUCUCUGGAGCAGGUGCAGAGCAUGGUGGUGGGAGAAGUGCUGAAGGACAUUGAAACAGCCUGCAAACUGCUCAAUAUCACCCCAGACCCUAUUGAGUGGAACACAGGGAAUGUCCAGAAGUGGCUGCUGUGGACUGAACAUCUGUACAGGUUGCCCCACGCGGGAAAGGAAUUCCAGGAGCUGACAGGAAAGGACCUGUGUGCCAUGAGUGAGGAGGAGUUUCACCAGCGCUCACCGCAGUGUGGAGACACACUGCAUGCACAUCUGGACAUAUGGAAGUCAGCUGCCUGGAUGAAAGAGAGGUGUUCAGUUGGAGAUACAAAAACUACAGUUGGCGAGGAACUUUGGUCCGAGGCAGAUUCAUCUUGUUCAGGUCAGCCCAUUCAUCUGUGGCAGUUCCUUAGAGAACUACUUCUUAAACCUCACAGCUACGGACGCUGCAUCCGCUGGCUCAAUAAAGAAAAAGGUAUUUUUAAAAUUGAAGAUUCUGCUCACGUUGCAAGACUGUGGGGACUCAGAAAGAAUCGACCUGCAAUGAACUAUGACAAGCUGAGCCGGUCCAUUCGUCAAUACUACAAGAAGGGCAUCAUCCGUAAGCCUGACGUGUCUCAGAGACUGGUGUACCAGUUUGUUCACCCAGUAUGAGGCAGCAGCAUAGUGGGAAGAGUAGGCGGCGGAGAUGGAAACCUUCAAAACUAAAAGGACACAUUAUCUCCCCAUGCACUUGAACACCUAAGCCUGAGAUGAAAAAGGUGACAUGGAUCAUGUGCACUGACCGACUCCAAUGGUACACACUUCCAGCAGGUAGCUGCUGCAUGAAGGCUUAUCAAAUCACGAGCAAGAGACAAAACAAUGUGGCUGUUGGGGCUUUUUGAAUGAAACAACCACAUAUUAAAAAAAACAGGACAAAAAAAACAACAAAUACACUGCCUUGUCAUUUGCAUGAUCUGCCUGCUUAUUUUUCUAUUAUGUGAUUCUUAAUUAUCCUUUAUUUACCGCCAAUUACCAAUAUUUAGAACUAACUGCUUUUACGUACACAGUUCAGGAAAACGCCCAUCGCCCACAGCUACAUUUGCUUUGUCUUUUUGUUUCACUCAUCUUGACCACUCUGUCUCUGUUUGAUUUAGAGCCAGUUUUCCUGCCACCGUUGAAAUUGUGGUUAGGAUUGUUUUGCUUCGUUUUCGGGUUUGGUCCUGGCUGUUACACAUACAGUCAGUCAGUCAGUUUUUGUAACCCAUCAACUCCCUGACAGGGCGAUCCUCAAACCCUGUUGUGACUGUAUUGAUAAUGCCGCUUAAAUGUGAUUUUUUUGGUAAGGUGUAACUUAGUAAAGAGGGAUGCAUUCCCUUAAUAUAGUUUCACUGCUGAGGAGCCCUACUUUAUUAUGCUGUCAACUUUUGUUUAUACUGCUGUAUAUUGCAUUUUAUGUUGUGGGUGUUUCACAAUCGAGACCCAAAGUGGGUGAAAUAAAUAGAUAUAAAAUAAAUAAUCAUAUAAAUAAAUACAGACAAAAUGUGUGACAUAAAGAUAAAAUUGUAAAAUACACUUAAGCCAUGCCUAUAGGGAUGGUAAUGUUGGUCUCUCUGUCCACUACUUUGGCCCAGACAGCACUCGACUACUUUUUUGAUGGAUUAACAUGACAUUUGUAGCAGACAUUCAUGUGCUCCUCAGGAUGAAUUAUAAUAACUUUAAUGAUCGUUUAAUGUUUCCGCAAAAUAUAAGUUUGUCCAAUACUUUGGUAUUCAGUCAUCAGCCUCUGUUGUAUAUUUUGUGGGGCUACUUCACAAAUGUUAGCAUGCUAACACACUAAAGUAAGACAAGUAGGUCAAUCUGCAGGUCCACAGUACUACAGGAGAGGUCUUCUACAUGCCACAAACCUCUCAACUGUUGCACCAAAACAACUUGGUUAGGUUUAUGAAAAUAUCAUGAUUUGCGUUAAUAUAAAUAUGUUAAUUCAGAAAGUUAUCUCAGGGGGCCUGUCAUGCAGUAAAGUGGGUGUGUCAUGCAGCCUGCAAGUCUGCACAUAGACCCUUCUCAAAGAUGGUAAACAUUGUACCUGCUAAACAUCAGCAUGUAAGCAUUGUUAUUGUUAGAUUUUAGCAUUUGGCUCAUAGCAUCACUUUUCAAUACAAACUCUUUGUCUUUCUGUCAAGAAAAAACAGAGCGGAGCCAUUUAUUUGGCUUUCGCUUAUUUGGACGUGAACAGCAGCCAUUGACAACAGCUAAUUUAUUGACUUGCUCUGUCCUGUUUGUCUUGAUUGAUAAAUAAAUAUCUGGUGAUGAAAGUGACAUUAUAAAAAAAAAUGCUGUUUUGAUUUUCACAGAAAGAAUGCUGGAUUGAAAUAAAAAGCAUUUUAUUUUGAGAAGAAGCAGGAUGAAAUAACAUUUUAUUGAAUAUAUUGGAUACAAUAUGUAUUGGAUUAAUU